Lactuca saligna is the source of this 603-nucleotide messenger RNA. Lineage: Eukaryota; Viridiplantae; Streptophyta; Magnoliopsida; Asterales; Asteraceae. The record is from the annotation of a GenBank genome assembly.
AUGUUUUCCGCUGGCACACAUACAUCUGCCGUGACACUUCAGUGGGCAAUGUCAGAACUAAUUAAAAAUCCAAAGGUGAUGAGAAAAGUGCAAGCAGAGUUGAGGCAUGUACUAAAGGGAAGGGAAAGGAUUUAUGAGUCAGAUAUUCAAGACCUUGACUACUUAAAACUAGUAAUCAAGGAAACCUUAAGGUUGCACCCACCACUUCCUUUGUUACUCCCUAGGGAGGCUCGAGUGAAGUCUGAGAUUGGUGGAUACCAAAUUCCUGCCAAUACAAAAGUUAUGAUUAAUGUGUGGAAAAUAGGACGUGAUCCAAAAUACUGGAUAAAUCCAAACAAUUUCAUACCUGAACGAUUUAGUGAUAAUGCAAUUAACAUGUUAGGAAAAGAUUUCGAGUUUCUCCCAUUUGGGGCUGGAAGAAGAAUGUGUCCUGCCAUGAAUUUGGGGUUGAUCAACGUGGAGCUUCCACUUGCUAUGCUUCUUCACCAUUUCAAUUGGGAACUCCCAGAUGGAGCAACAUCAGAACACCUAGAUAUGACCGAGAGUUUUGGAGCAGCUCUUAAACGGAAACAUGAGUUGUAUUUAGUUCCAAGUGCUUGGUAA